AUGCCAGUCGCCACCACCUCCAGCCCACCCCUCCGGUCCACACCAUUAGGUGAAGCGGCGGCUGCCUACGACCUGUUUGUCGUGGGCACCGUCCUGGCCUCCAGGUGGCGACUCAACUUUCCCAGGCUGCGGGCGCUGUACAUCGAGCUCACACACCCCAACCAGCGCAGCAUCUCCACGCACCUGCUCACCCAGCAGCUCCCCAUCCUGGUCGGCGCCCUGGCCCGCAACCCCCUGGCGGCAUACAUCCUGGAGGCCACCGAGCCCGACGGAGAGCUGCUGCCCGGCGCCCCCCCGCUCGCCACGCCUCCCGUCUCGCACACCCUGGCCUCCCAGGUCGUGGCCCAGGCCCUGGCGGCCCGGCCGGGGGCUCGCCCCGGACAGGCGAGGGUCACGGUCGCCGGCAAGCGCGGGGCGCGAGACGCGGCCGCCGAUCCCGGCGCUGUGACGAUCCGGGACCUCCUGCUGGAGAGCGAGGAUCCCACCUGCUGCCUGCGCCUGCACUAUGAGGUCCUGCCACCCAAGGACGCCUGUGAGCCACGGCUGGAAGCCACAUGGAACACGCCAACGAUAGCCAGCGAUGAAUGUAUACGUAUGUGA
Messenger RNA from Auxenochlorella protothecoides, 600 nucleotides. RefSeq lists its product as hypothetical. Bases 1 to 600 code for a protein of 199 amino acids. The transcript has 4 exons. The record is from RefSeq and is a predicted model, not a curated record. Lineage: Eukaryota; Viridiplantae; Chlorophyta; Trebouxiophyceae; Chlorellales; Chlorellaceae.